This is a messenger RNA of Gadus chalcogrammus (walleye pollock), 3580 nucleotides long. It is a transcript of the gene crkl, whose product is annotated as v-crk avian sarcoma virus CT10 oncogene homolog-like. The record is from RefSeq and is a predicted model, not a curated record. Gene Ontology annotation, molecular function: protein binding. The transcript is spliced from 3 exons. NCBI's taxonomy places the organism in Eukaryota, Metazoa, Chordata, Actinopteri, Gadiformes, Gadidae. Bases 1101 to 2015 code for a protein of 304 amino acids. Gene Ontology annotation, biological process: positive regulation of ERK1 and ERK2 cascade.
UAUCAUGUUACCUAGGUUUCAAAUGACUUAUAAACCUUUAAAUGUCGAUCUGGAGUCGUAUCGAUGAACCCCGUUAUGACCACGAGGGACUCUCACCGUCGACCUCUCUCUCCGUCCACACUCGUCACCUGGCUGGCGGGGAGCUCGAGCCAGCCUCCUCGAGCGGUCCGUGACGUGCGGCUAGAGAGUGGGAGCGCGCAGACCUGCCCUCCCGUCGCCAUUUUUCGCUCUCGCAUAGUCUCACUCGAGCGGCUUGCGAGAGGGGGGCUGCUGCGCAGAGAACCGUGGAAAGUAUAAAACACAGCCCUGCGCGAACUGGAAAUACAUACAAAGCGGUGACUGGAGUGCGCGCGAACCCUGCGCUCGUUUUGUAACCCUCCCAGGUCGCACGCAUGUGCCGGCAGGUCACUGUUAUUAACGCAUUUGAUGUGAAGACGUGUUCCAGGCCGCCAUUUUUGACUGCUACCGCUUCCAAAAGUCUUCUCCGACUCAAGACGGGGACCUCUGAGACGCUUCCGUGACUCGUGUUUUACACUCGGAUCGACCAGCGACUGUAACUGUGUCCGACCUGUGGCCGUCCGCAUUAUGGCGCCGUUAUGAGGACCCGGUUUGAUGCCACUGUAGGUUCACCUUUUCCGUUCUCAGGCGUGACCGGGGCGGCAGAGGAGUAGUUUUAACAGAACUGCUCACUUUGUCGGAAGAAGGAACGAAAAGGGGAACCGUCGUUUUGAAUCAUUUGCUGCUCUGAACCGCACUGGAUGUGGGUCUUUCGUCCAAGUGUCGGCCGCUCGCACCGCCCGUCGCCAUUGCCUCAAGACAAGGGAGACACAUUAUGUCCCAAAGUUUGAGCCAGCUAGUCGAAGCCUGACCCUGAACGUCGGGUCCUGGUCCGGUGGAGGUCUCCGGAUCCUGCACCUUCUUGGUAGAAAACCUUUCGAGAACGUCAGCGCCGACCGCCCUGCCCUGGAUCUCAAGAUCCGGUAGAUCGCUCUGUUCCUCCAGCCCGGCGGCUUCACGAGGCUUUUAAUUUAUUGUGUAGCUGUUAGUCUACUCGUAAUUUCUAUUUUAGUUUGUUUAUUUAUUUUCGCGCAGAGAGAAUCAUGUCCGCGGCACGGUUCGACUCGUCCGAUCGGUCCGCCUGGUAUUUCGGACCGGUGUCUCGACAGGAGGCUCAGAACAGAUUGCAGGGACAGAGACAUGGUAUGUUCCUGGUGAGGGAUUCGUCGACCUGCCCGGGUGACUACGUGCUGUCAGUAUCUGAGAAUUCAAAAGUGUCCCACUAUAUUAUAAACUCUUUGACGAGCAAGAGGUUUAAGAUAGGGGACCAGGAGUUCGAGCACCUCGCCGCCCUUCUGGAGUUCUAUAAGAUCCACUACCUGGACACCACCACGUUGAUAGAGCCAGCAUCGAGGUACGCCAGCCCUGUCUCAGGCCCGGUACAGCCCAUGGGCCCCCCCGACGACAACCUUGAGUACGUGCGGGCGCUGUACGACUUCCUGGGUCAUGACGCCGAGGACCUGCCCUUCAAGAAAGGCGAGCUGCUGAUCAUCCUGGAGAAGCCGGAGGAGCAGUGGUGGAGCGCCAAGAGCAAGGAGGGCCGCGUGGGCAUGAUCCCCGUGCCCUACGUGGAGAAGUUCGCCCGCCAGGCCCCGCACCCCGGCCAGCCGCCGCACGGCUCCCGCAACUCCAACAGCUACGGCAUCCCCGAGCCCUCGCACGCCCACGCCUACGCCCAGCCCCAGACCCCGACCCCGCUGCCCCCCGGGGCCCCGGCCGCCCUGAUCUCCCCGGGGCCAUCCCUGGCCAACGGGCCCGUCAUGGCUAAGGCCAUCCAGAGGAGAGUCCCCUGUGCCUAUGACAAGACGGCCCUGGCUCUAGAGGUGGGGGACAUCGUCAAGGUGAUGCGGAUGAACAUCAGCGGCCAAUGGGAGGGUGAGGUGAAUGGGAGGCGAGGCUUGUUUCCCUUCACCCACGUCAAAAUAAUGGACCCCCAGAAUCCAGACGAGAGUGACUGAGCCAACAGCGCCGCGUGUGAAACACCCCCAAUCUAGCUGGCUGUCUACCCCCGCCCCACAGUGUCCCUACGACUACGCGCUUGCCUGCUUAGGGCUACACACUGAGAGCACCCCCUCUAUUGUCACGCCUGUGCAACCUGCGAGGCUUCUGACUGUUUACAGCUCUGGACUACUAUCUGGAUCCUCCCCUUCCCAGUGCGCCCACAUGUUCCCAGUGCCCCUUCUACUUCACAGUGCCCCUUCCUCCCCUUCCCAGUGCCCCCUACUUCCCUUCCCAGUGCCCCUUCCUCCCCUUCCCAUUGCCCCUUCCUCCCCUUCACAGUGCCCCUUCCUCCCCUUCCCAGUGCCCCUUCCUCCCCUUCCCAGUGCCCCUUCCUCCCCUUCCCAGUGCCCCCACCUCUUCCCAGUACCGCUCCUAGGGCUGGGCGAUAUGGACCAACAGUCACAUCUCGAUAUCUUCAAGCAGAAUAUCGAUAUAAGAUAAAUAUCGAUAUUUGUUGACGCAAUAACAUAGUUGCUGUUGCCGCGCUCAAACUCUUCAUUCUACAUUGGUGGCGCCGCUGUGCUCUCAUUUCCAGCCUGCCUGCGUCGCUGUGCUCGUUAACCUGCCUUGCUGAUGGGGGGGUGGGGGGAGUUACCGUGGAGCUACUGUAUUACUAUAGCCUACCUACCUACCUACCGUUUGGAUUUACCGUUACUAUUCCUACCGUUCGGAAUUGAAUACAGUUUGAACGUUGAAGCUGCCGAACAUUACAAUAUAAUAUAAUAUCACGGCCAAAAGCUGUAUGCGCCUACGGAAUAUUAUGAAUCUUAUUAGCCUACAUAUUAAUAAUAAUUAUAUUAUUAAUAUAUCUCCCGAACGAGAACCCGACGUUCGGGUUCUCCUACGUCGCUGGUUCUUCCACUUCCUCAUCAAUCUGAAGCACAGAAUUGAAUCGUGACAUGGUGUCCGCAAUCAUUUUGGGACAAUUUCUGUACGGCCUUUAUCUGAAUAAAAAGUUAUUAAUGUCGCGACAGCUUAAGAUUUUGGGUGUUGGAAGAGGUUAGUCGUACUCAACCCUUUGGUUGCGACAGAUUUGACGCACUCUCUACAAAAAACCUGAUUCUGUCAUUUGUCAGACACCUUGUACCAAAACAUUUCCAAACUAUGGAGCCAUUUGAUUCUGCUUACAUACAAGCUCCUCUGCGCCGCGUUUGCCGGCGGACUCCAUGUUUCGCGCCGUAGGGGAUUUUAAAAAAGUGCUGUGUGAGCCGGAGGCAGAGCGGGAGAGAGAUUAGCAGAGUUACAAAAUAGCAGGCGGCAAUUGCGGUUCGAAACUGCUGUUAUUUGGAUAAAAUAUGCUGUACUUUCAACGCAAAUUAAACUAUAUUGAUGUUGACGAUAUUGUCUCAUUCCACAUCUCGUUUGAAAAAAUAUCGAAAUAUUUCAAAUAUCGACAUACCGCCCAGCCCUAACCCCUUCCUCUUCCCAGUACCCCUUCCUCUUCCCAGUACCCCUUCCUCUUCCAAGUGCCCCUUCCUCUUCCAAGUGCCCCUUCCUCUUCCAAGUGCCCCUCCUCCCCGUC